Molecule: messenger RNA, 3364 nt
Organism: Falco peregrinus (peregrine falcon)
Lineage: Eukaryota; Metazoa; Chordata; Aves; Falconiformes; Falconidae
Gene: PPP1R18
Product: protein phosphatase 1 regulatory subunit 18
Exons: 3
Coding region: 955-2496 (513 amino acids)
Molecular function (GO): phosphatase binding
Source: RefSeq, a predicted model, not a curated record
GCUGCGGGGAGAGCGAACCCCCCCGCGGUCGGGUCAGUCGCCUGCUCAGCCGCUUUGCCCCCCGGCCCCCCGCCCGCUCGCUCAGCACAGAAGGGGCUCCCCGAGAGCCCCCCUGCCACCCUCCCCCGACCGCCACCGUACCUCCGGGGACGAGGGGGGUGAGGGGCGGGGGGGCGCGGAGGGGCGGCGGGGGGCCCGAGAGCCACGGGGGGGUCAAGGGCCACGGGUCGGCCACCGGCCCGGGGGCGGCUGAGGGUCCUGGGGGCGACGAAGGGUGCGGGGGACGGUUGAGACACGGGGGGUGGUCAAGGGCGUGGGGACAGCUGAGGGACAGCAGGUGGCCGAGACCCACAGGAUAGUCAAGGGCCACGGGUCGGCCACCAGCCCGGGGACAGUUGAGACUCUGGGGACAAGCAAGGACCUGGGGGACAGCGGAGACACGAGGGGUGGUGAAGGGCAUUGGGACAGUUGAGGGACAAGGGACAGUUGAGGGACAGCAGGUGGCCGAGACCCAUAGGAUGGUCAAGGGCCGUGGGUUGGCCACCAGCCCCGGGGACAGUUGAUGGUUUGGGGUCAACCAAGGGUAUGGGGGACACUUGAGGGACAGGGGACAGCUGAGGGACAGCAGGUGGCCGAGAGCCACAGGAUGGCCAAGGGCCACGGGUCGGCCACCAGCCCGGGGUCAGCUGUGGCUCUGGGGACAACCAAGGACCUGGGGAUGGUCAAGACACGGGGGUCAGUCAGGAGCGUGGGGACAAGCCGAGGGACAGGGGACGGCUGAGGGCCACAGGCUGACCAUCAGCCCAGGGGCGGGGGAGGGACAGGGGACAACCAAGGACCUUGGGACACCUGAGACACGGGGGGCCGGUCAAGGGCCUUGGGACGGUCAAGGGAUGGGGCUUCACCAAGGGGGUGGGGACAGCCGAGGGACAGGGGACGGCUGAGACCUGUAGGAUGGUCAAGGGCCACGGGUGGCCGCCAGCCCGGGGACAGCUGGUCUGGGGACAACCAAGGACCUGGAGACAGUUGAGGGACGAGGCACAGCCAAGGGCUUGGGGACGGUUGAGGGACAAGGGAUGGCCGAGACCCGUGGGAUGGUCAAGGGCCGUGGGUCGGCCACCAGCCCCGGGUCCGUUGAUGGUUUGGGGGUCAACCAAGGGCACGGGGACGGUGGAGGGCCAGGGGACAGCUGAGGGACAGCAGGUGGCCGAGACCCAUAGGAUGGUCAAGGGCCACGGGUUGGCCACCAGCCCGGGGCCAACCGAGGCUCUGGGGACAACCAAGGACCUGGGGACACUCGAGGGCCAGGGGGACGGUCAAGGGCAUGGUCAAGAGCUGGAAGGUGGUCGAGGGACGUGGGCCACCAGGGGGGACAGGGGCCACCGGGCAGCCAGGGGGACGGCGGCUGGCCACGAGGUCACCGGUAUUGACCGAGGGCCAAGGGUCCCCCAAGGGUUCUGGGCCCACCACGGCCCCCGCCACCCCCGCGGCCACCCCCGCGCCGCCGGUGGCCACCAUGCCCACGGUGGCGACCACGGCGGCGUCGGUGGCGGCCACCCCGCCCACGGCGGCCCGCGCCAGCCGCGCAGGGGCGUGCCGAGGGCGGCGCGGGGGUGGCCCCGCUCGGGGGGGGUGGGCAACGGGCCGGCGGCCAUGCGAGGGGCUCCCCGCCGCGACCCCCCCCCGGCCCACCCGGCCCUGCAGCGCCGCAGCGGGGAACACCAUCACCGGUGCGACCCCGGCGGGGGGCGACGGCCAACGGACCUGAGGGGGGGGGGUCCCUGCCCCCCCGGCACCUCCCGCCCCCCCCCCCGGCGGCUCCCCCGGGACCCCCCAAGAAGCGCUACCCCCACGGCCGAGGAGAUCCAGGUCAUCGGCGGGUACCUGGCCCUGCCCCGCUCCUGCCUGGCCAAGAACGACCCCCACCGCAAGAAGCUGAAGAUCUGGUUCAGCGAGCGGGAGCUGGAGCGCACCUUCUGCUACCCCUCGGAGGGGGGGGCAGCGCUGGCGGCCUGGGGCCCCCCCGAAGAGCCGCCUUCCCCUGGGCCACCCUCAGCUCCCGAUGAAGAUGAGGAUGAGGAUCGACCCCCCCCCGGUGCGGGGGGCUGCCAGGGGGGCUGCGAGCCCGUGCCCUGCUUGUGGAUGAGUCCUGCCGGCGGUAACCCCGGCCCUCUGCCCCACGGGGGCGGGGGGCGGGGGGGAGCCGUGCUGGGACCCCCACACCCUCCCCACCGGCAAGAGGCUGGGGAGGGGGCGGGAACGGACCCGAGGGACCCCCACAGUGGGGCAGGACAGGGCUGGACACACGGACAAGGACACCCCCCCCACCCCAAACUGUCCCGGGCUGGGGGUGGGGCACACGGACUCUGUCGCCGCGGUGGAGACCCUGCCCCGGGGGCACCGUGGGGGGAUUCUGGGGGGGUCCCAGCUCUUCUCUCCCUAUUUUGUAGCUUUUCUAGCAGCUGCGGGGGGGAGGGGGGGGGCAAUUAUCCUUAACGAGGUUUUUUUUAGCCUAAUCAAGGGCUUUUUUUUAGCCAGGGUGGGGCAACUUUGUCAGUAUUGGGUCAACCGGAGCUGUCCCAGUUAGGAACUGGGCCAGGCCCAGUUAUAACUGGGUCGAAGGGGGGGGGGGGGCAAAGCCAUGGCAGUAUUAGCCGGAGGGGGAGGGGCAAAGCUCUUUUAAUAAGGGGCGGGGCUCUGCAGGGUGGGGGUGGGGCUUGGGGGGGGGCUUUUGUUGAGGGUGGGGAGGGGGAUAUGAUUUAUCCCUGGUGGCCAGAGGUGAGGGAGGGGACGGCCGAGGAGGGAGGCUCCGAAAGGGCCGAGGGAGGAUAAAUGGCCGCCAGAGGACAAAUGGAUGAGGAACGAUGGCAGGCUGGGGGUGUGAGAUGGUGGUGGGUGGCCGGGAAGGGAUGGGGGAGCCCUGGGGACAGCCGCCAUCAGCCGGGAGCGGCAGGGGUUGAGGGGAGACAAAAUGAUGGAGGGUGGUGUGGGCCGAAGCCUGCGGCCUACUCCUGUUGCCAGGGCAAUGGAGCCCUGCGGCUUACUGCCAUUGCCACGGCAAUGAAGCCAGAGGCCUACACCUGUUCCUGUGCCAACGAAGCCUGUGGUCUACUCCUGUUGCCACGGCAACAAAGCCUGAGGCCUGUUCCUGCUCCUGUGGUGGCGAAGCCCGAGGCCUACUGAAGCCUGUGGCCUACUCCUGAAGCCCACGGCCUACUCCCAUUGCCGUGGCAGCGAAGCCUUUAGCUUGCUUCUGCUGUUACCAGGACUGUACCGCGAGAGGUGACAAUAAAAAGUGGCUGGCGGCUGCCGUGAGCCGGGCUGGUGGCACCAGGGCCAGGCGGCUGAGGGCAGCUGUACAAGG